ACAGCCGCUGCUUUGGCUCUUCAGGACAGUGGUGGGAGAUGCUGCUGCUCCUUCUGCUCACAAAUGCUUUUGUCCUUCUGCCCUGGGCUGGGGCUGGAAGGAUCAUUGGUGGACAAGAAGCUAAGCCCCACUCCAGACCCUACAUGGCUUUUUUAGAAAUUACAAGUGGCAUACAAUUUUAUACCUGUGGAGGGUUCCUGAUUCGCCCAGACGCAGUGCUCUCUGCAGCUCACUGUGUGGAUAAAGAAGGGAGUGUGAAAGUCACUGUGACUCUGGGAGCCCACAACAUAAGGAGGGAAGAACCAAGCCAGCAGACGAUCCCUGUUGAAGAAUGUGUCAUCCAUCCUGAAUAUUCCCGUGAAUCCUUGGAAAAUGACAUCGUGCUGCUGAAGCUGGCGAAAAAUGCCACGAUCAAUAAGAAUGUGCAAUGUAUCUCCAUUGCCAACAAAAAUGAAGGUGUGAGAGAAGGAACUAAAUGUGAUUUGUCUGGCUGGGGCUUGACAUCUAGGGAAGAGGACGAGACUGAUGUCUUGAGGGAGGUGAAACUGAAGGUGCAAAAUGAGACAAUCUGUCAGCAGCUUUCCCCUAAGUAUGAGCGGCAGUCUAUGAUCUGUGUUGGUGAUGAAAACCGUAAAAAAUCAGCUUACAAGGGUGAUUCUGGUGGCCCAUUAGUCUGCAAUGAGAAGGCUUAUGGCAUUGUUUCUCAUGGAUAUGCAUGCCGCCUCUUCCCUGAGGUAUUCACCAGGAUCUCGUACUUUGAGCUCUGGAUCCGUGAGCAGCUGAAGAGGUUUUCACUCCAAGAUAUUCCUGGCUCUCCGUCCUCUGACUAAAAUGCUCAUUGCCCCUUCUCCACGAUGUAUCCAACACCUGCUGGUGCUCAGGAGCUCCCAGGGGCAGCUGAAGUGGAGUCAGAGAAGCCUCUAUGGUGCAGCCACAGGCUUUGGCACUAAGGAGAGUCUCCGUGGCCAGCUACAAAUGCAGCUCCCAAGUACACCCAGCUUCCCAUUGCUCCCUUCCUCCCACUGCUGCUCCAGCUCUGCUUCUGGCCAUCAAUAAAAGCAUGUUCAAAGUC
Molecule: messenger RNA, 1072 nt
Organism: Melospiza melodia melodia
Lineage: Eukaryota; Metazoa; Chordata; Aves; Passeriformes; Passerellidae
Product: cathepsin G-like
Exons: 5
Coding region: 39-830 (263 amino acids)
Biological process (GO): proteolysis
Cellular component (GO): intracellular membrane-bounded organelle; cytoplasm
Molecular function (GO): serine-type endopeptidase activity
Source: RefSeq, a predicted model, not a curated record